GACUGACAAAACAACAACAUAACCAUCAACAUGGCGACUGUUGUUAAGGUUGUGUGAUGUGUUUUGUCGUAUAACAGUAAAAUUUUGAGAAUUUCUAUAAUGACUCUUAAAAGUAAUUUUUUCAUAAAGUUGAUUCAGUUUAACUCGACAUAUAUUAAUUUUUUAUGAACUUCAUAUUGCUUUAAAAUAUUCGGUCGGGAUGGUGUUUGAAGCUCAGUUUGUGUUGGUCCUACUCUCCAUCUUUGUCCUGCUCUCUGUGAUCGUUGCUCUCUUCGGCUGUGUCUGCGGGUGCCGUAAAACUGUGCCCAAGAAUGAAUUGAUGGGACUUGCCGGCAUGGUCAAACUGACAAAUCCCGACGAGAAUGUCAAUUUCAGCUCUGGCCCACCAUUGGUGGAGCUGAAUGCUGUCGUAAUCCCUGCAACCCCUACCCUUGACCAUCUUGCAUCAGAUCCAAAUAAAAGGCCCAACAAUACAGUAACAUCGGCUACUCGUAGCCUGCCAGACCUGCCUGUUGAGUCUCAGCGCACACGAGGUCGCAGUGCUGAUGUCUUGUGGGAGGCUGCUGAACCCAAUGGUGAUACCAGCUCUGAGUUGUACGCUACAGUGGACGAUAACAAACACGGACGAGGAGGUGGGCCCAACGGCAAGCUGCCCCGAGACUCUACAAUCGAGAGCAGUUAUGACUCUCCUAGCCAGACCGACAACAGCCUGUCUCCUUAUGCUAGGGUCAAACGAGAGCAUCCUUACGAUCAGGUCAAGCAAAGUGACGAACACCCAUACGCACAUGUGAAGGCCAACAACAAAGCUGGGCCUAGCCAUGCUCCAGACCCUGUCCUUCCUCUCAGCGAGUCUUCAUCGUCUUCCAGUUCUGAGGAUGAGGUAGAGAGUCCAGUAGCACCACCUCGCAGCCGCAAGUCUGUCUCUCUAUCCCAGAGUUCUCUUUCAUCUACCGUAGACAUUCCGGCAGCCACUGCCAUUGCUGGGGGUAUCCCAGCCAAUCACGAGCUGCCUUACAUGACUCCACCUCUGCCCAUCAACACCCAGCAACAGCACUUUAGUGGUGACUCUCAGGAUUCUAGCAAGGGAUAUACCAGUAUCAGCGUACGAGAACCGUUAUCUAACAUCCUCGGGCAGGUGACUCGAAGGCAAGAUCUCAUCGAUUCCCACUACGCCACUGUCUCGGACGAUUCAGAUGAGAUGUACGCAGCUAUAGAGGAGCCAAACCAGCCAUUGUACACCAGUGGUAGUGAGACUUACGCUCAGAUUCGGCCAGCAGCAGCUGUGAGCCUGCAGCCCCCCUCCCACCCUCUCCCACCAGCCGGCAACAACCACUCGCGUCAGGAGUCAUGGUCAAGUACAGGCAGCCCCAGCACUAGCCCUAAGCCUGAGAAGCGCCAGGCCAACUCCCCCCUGCCACGACCCCCUGAUGCCCCCACAGUAGACGACAUGUACGCUAAGGUUGUCAAGAAGCAAAGAUCCACAGUUGACUUGGUAGAGAGUGUCCAGAAAACCGAGCUGCCAGGCUAUGAGACUGUCCAGAGGUCUCAGAGUCCUGCCGGUGUGGUUCCUGGGUACGAGACAGUGGCCAGCAACUGUGCCGGCUACGAGACCGUGGCAGGGGAACUGGACAGUCUGGUCCCCGGUUACGAGAGGGUGGCACCCUCGGACUGUGAGCCCAACUACGAGGAGUUAAGACCACAGGACGGCUGUGACGCCACAUACGCCACUGUCGAGAAGAAGCGGAGUAAUUCCAGACUGUCCAACUCGGAGCCGGACUACGCCAGUUUGCUCCGAAAAGACCCGGGACAUGGUGACCCCAACUACGAGACCGUGUGUCGGGACUCGGACCCCAACUACGAGAGUGUGGAGUGCCAGGACCCCCCCUACGAGAGAGUGUCUGUGCCCCUGUGUAAACAAGAGAACGGGGUCGUCCGCAGUGAAGACGUCUACUCACAGGUCAAUAAACACAGAACGGUGAGAUGAGUGACAAAUAGAAGUGUAGUUUCUUAACAGUUGAUUGUUAAAAUAAUAUUGUUGAACAUUUUGUAAUUCUAUUUAAAAAUUAGUGUUAAAAUGUUACUCACAUAUAUAUUUAUAUAUUUUUAAUACUAACUAUAAACUGAGCAGUUUGCCUUUCAUAACUAGAAUCAAUAAAAAGAUUAAUUUAUAAAAGUAAUACUAUAUUAGAUUAAAAGUUAACUUAGCGUUUUAAAAAGAACUUUUAAUAUUGUUUUCCAUGCAAGAGAGUAAAUAUUUAAAUGAAUAUUAUCAUUAGCAAAGAAUGAUGUACUUUUUCUUUUACUUCAUUAGCUGUUUUUACUCAUUAAAUCUAAUGUUUUUUUAUUUAAUACAAGGAUAAUUUUUGCUAUUAUUUGUCUAAUUUUAGAGUUUUUCAAAACUAUUUAAAAUUUUACUGUGUUUUGUUUUGUGUUACUUUAUUAAAUGAUUUUCCUAAAACUAUAUUAAAAAAGGUGUUAGAUUUAUUAAAAUUGAUAAGCUCUUGCUGAACAACUAGUAUUAGGAACUCCAGACUUUAACUGUGCAUAUAAAUGCUCUAUUAAUACAUAGAUGUGCAAACACUCGA
Molecule: messenger RNA, 2585 nt
Organism: Homalodisca vitripennis (glassy-winged sharpshooter)
Lineage: Eukaryota; Metazoa; Arthropoda; Insecta; Hemiptera; Cicadellidae
Exons: 11
Coding region: 200-1984 (594 amino acids)
Source: RefSeq, a predicted model, not a curated record